AUGAAUAAACAGUUAUUGUCCUGCUCUUUGAAGGGCGGUCGGCAGACAACUACUGUAGUGGCGUCAGUUGCCGCAGAUGGUGUUGAUCAGCAGGUCGAAGUAUCGUAUUGUGAUCAGAAAGUGGUUGGAAAUGGCUCUUUCGGUGUCGUAUUUUUGGCAAAAUUGCAAGAGAACAAUGAACCGGUCGCAAUCAAGAAAGUGCUUCAAGAUAAACGAUUUAAAAACCGAGAGCUUCAAAUCAUGCGAAAGCUCUCUCAUCCAAAUAUAGUCAAACUCAAAUAUUUCUUCUAUUCUGGUGGUGAGAAGAAAGACGAACUGUAUCUCAAUUUGAUAUUGGAGUAUGUUCCUGAGACUGUAUACAGGGUGGCUCGCCACUACUCGAAGCAAAGGCAGUCUAUUCCUUUAAUAUAUGUGAAGCUAUAUAUAUCCCCAUUAAGAAAAUUGGCUUAUUCAAAUUUACUAUUUCGUGCUCUAGCCUACAUUCACGGAAUCGGAAUUUGUCAUCGCGAUAUUAAACCACAAAACCUACUCAUUGAUCCUGAAUCGGGAAUUCUAAAAUUGUGUGAUUUCGGCUCAGCGAAGUACCUAGUCAAGGGGGAGCCUAAUGUGUCCUACAUCUGCUCUCGGUAUUAUCGUGCUCCGGAACUCAUAUUUGGUGCUACCAACUAUACAAAUUCGAUCGACGUAUGGUCAGCUGGAACAGUGAUGGCCGAGCUUUUGCUUGGUCAGCCGAUCUUCCCUGGUGAUUCGGGUGUUGAUCAACUUGUAGAAAUCAUAAAGGUACUCGGUACACCGACAAAGGAGCAAAUUCAAAGUAUGAACCCUAACUAUAAAGAGUUCAAGUUCCCGCAAAUCAAAGCUCAUCCAUGGGCAAAGGUGUUUCGUGCUAGUACGCCCCAAGAAGCUAUCGAUCUAAUAUCAACUAUAAUCGAAUACACGCCAAGUGCUAGGCCGACACCUCAACAAGCAUGUUUACAUGCAUUCUUCGAUGAGCUACGAAUGCCGGAAACGAAGCUACCAUCCGGUCGGCCUCUACCUCCUUUAGAAAUGGAUAGCGGCGAUGAUAAUCGUGCAGGCCAUGGACAUGAUGGAUCAUCUGAAAGCUGA
This is a messenger RNA of Haemonchus placei, 1107 nucleotides long. Lineage: Eukaryota; Metazoa; Nematoda; Chromadorea; Rhabditida; Trichostrongylidae. The record is from the annotation of a GenBank genome assembly.